This is a messenger RNA of Macadamia integrifolia, 1183 nucleotides long. RefSeq lists its product as uncharacterized. The record is from RefSeq and is a predicted model, not a curated record. The coding region runs from base 110 to 838 and encodes 242 amino acids. NCBI's taxonomy places the organism in Eukaryota, Viridiplantae, Streptophyta, Magnoliopsida, Proteales, Proteaceae. Gene Ontology annotation, cellular component: chloroplast stroma. The transcript is spliced from 8 exons.
CAAGCCAAACAAUACAGCCAAAAGGAUAACGGAUAAUGGAGAAUGGUGGAAGCGCAAAGCGAGUGAAGGGGCGGAAGGUUGGAGUUGUAGAUUGUAGAGGGAGCCAACGAUGGCCGCUCUCAGCAUCGCAUCUGCGAGCGUAUUCGGAAGGAGUGGGGGGAGAGGACUCAGUUCCACUUCGACUUCGCGUUCGCGACCCAGAAUUUUCUGUGUUGGAUGGGACCCCGAACGCCUAUAUGGGCCGCCACAGACGGGACACCUAGCUCGAAGAGAGUUUCAGAGACGUCUUGAGAAAGAUGCUGAAGCUCGGGAAGCCUUCCAAACCCAUGUCCGCGAAGAACAAGAGCGUCGCCGAGCUCUUCGUCAGUCUCGCGAAUUGCCAGACACACCAGCAGAGACAAUAGAGUAUUUUCUGGAUACUGAAGCUCAGGAGCUUGAAUUCGAGAUUGCGAGGUUAAGGCAUAAAUUGAAUCAGGAGUUUUUCGCACACAUGCAAUUUGAGUUGGGCCAACUAAGAUUUGCUGUGCCAAGAACUGAGGCUAUGGAAGACAGAUUGGCUGAGCUCGAGACAAUGCAAAAGGUUCUGCUUGAAGGAACAGAAGCUUAUGAUAAAAUGCAAGCGGACAUCAUUAAGGCGAAAGAAAGCCUAACCAAGAUUUUGACAUCUAAGGAUGUCAAAGCAACUUUAUUGGAGAUGGUUGAGCGAAAUAAACUCAAUAGAUCAUUACUGACACUCCUUGAUGAAAACAUAGCAAAUGCUCACAAGAGUGGCCAGAAACAAGCAGCAGAAUUCAUGGAGAAAGUCCGUGGAGCUGUUCUCAAGUACAUUACAGUUUGAAGUCCAGGUGGGAACCUGUAAAUACCUGCCCUCUCUGUCUUCACGGGUAGUCCCAACAAGUUUGGCUCAAGAGCUUCUUGCAUUUCCACAUUGCAUAAAAAAGGCUAAAUUUCUGCAUCAACAGAGUUAAGGUUGAUAAAUUAUUGUACUCAGAUUUCAGACACAGUCCAUGAUAGGUAAAAAGGAAGGGAAAAGAAAGGAUUACAUAAGGCUUUUUGUAUUGAUUUCUGUUCUUCUAUCCCUUUUUUGAAGGAUCAAGUUGAUUAUUGUUCUAUGCUUUAUGUUCAAAGUUGACUCCUACCUCAAAUCCAUAUUAAGAUCAUACAUUGGAUGUACUUCCCUCAA